GGGAGGGGAGAGACUAGAGGCCCCACGGACGCGGGCGCGCGGAGCCCGCGGAGGUUGGCGCGGCGUUGGCGCGCACGCGCCUGGGCGCGCGCCCGGUGGGGCGGUCCGGGAAUCGCCGCCGCUCGCAAGCCCUUGGGCCGCGGCCGGGUGCCUGUUCUUCCUUUCGCUUCUGUCGUGCUCAGUAGGUCAAGCCGGUGUAUGUGCGGCAAUAACAUGUCUGCCCCGCUUCCCGCCAUCGUGCCCGCCGCUCGGAAGGCCACCGCUGCGGUGAUUUUCCUUCAUGGUUUGGGAGAUACAGGGCAUGGAUGGGCAGAAGCCUUUGCGGGUAUCAGAAGUUCACAUAUCAAAUAUAUCUGUCCGCAUGCACCAGUUAUGCCAGUAACAUUAAAUAUGAAUAUGGCUAUGCCUUCUUGGUUUGAUAUUAUUGGGCUUUCACCAGAUUCACAGGAAGAUGAACCUGGAAUUAAACAGGCAGCAGAAAAUGUAAAAGCUUUGAUAGAGCAAGAGGUGAAGAAUGGCAUUCCUUCAAACAGAAUUAUUUUGGGAGGAUUUUCUCAGGGAGGAGCUUUAUCUUUAUACACUGCUCUUACCACACAGCAGAAACUGGCAGGUGUCACGGCACUCAGUUGCUGGCUUCCACUGCGGGCUUCGUUUUCACAGGGUCCUAUCAGUGGCGUUAAUAAAGAUAUUUCUAUUCUUCAGUGCCAUGGAGAUUGUGACCCUUUAGUUCCCCUAAUGUUUGGUUCUCUUACUGUCGAAAAGCUAAAAACAUUGGUAAAUCCAGCCAAUGUAACCUUCAAAACCUAUGAAGGCAUGAUGCACAGUUCAAGUCAACAGGAAAUGAUGGAUAUCAAACAAUUCAUUGAUAAACUCCUACCUCCAGUUGAUUGACAUCACUAAAAGGUCUUGUGUAGAAGUACAUACCAGCGUCAUUGUAACAGAGUAUAACUUUUUUCUGUACCCUAUCUUGAAACUUGUAAUGUUUGCAGUGUUAAACUGUUUUGCAAAUACACACCAAUGACACAGAUUACGUAGUAUCUCCUCAUGGGAAAUUUAUGAUCUUUUAAGUUUCUAUAUAUGUAUUUGUAUAAUAUGAUCCAGAAUAUACUAGUAUUAAAAUAGGUGAAGCAGCUAGCUUCUUUUUCCCAAAUGUGAUUCAGCAUUUAUACAGCAAAAUAAUAAAAUACUGCAACCAGACUUUUUAUUACAUCAUUUGAAAAUUAUUAGUAUGGUUAAUGAAAUCUUGUUCAGGUAUAAAUGAGCAGUUAAAAUAUAAAUAAUUUAUAAAUGCUGUGACUUAGUCUAUGGACUUAUUCCAAAAUUACUUAGUCACCAUGCAGUAUCUGUAUUUUUAUAUAUGUAUUCAUAUAUGCUUAAUGAUUAUAGUACAUAAGAAUGAGGUGUUAUUAUAUUAUUCCUAACAGUAGGGAUAAUGCUUCUAAGUGUCAAUAAAGAGUAUUAUUGCUCUCUUCAAUUAAUGGCCCUUUUAAUUUGGGAACCAGGCUUUUUUUCCCGUUAUCAUUUCUUAAUAUUCUUUUUUCCUCCGUAGAAAAGUGUUCUUUCUUCCCUCUUAUCCUUUAUAACAGACCAAAUAUUGCCUCCUUGCCAUAGACAUCUGCUUUCAAUACACGCUGUAAUUUGACAUUCUGAAUCACAGACAUGAUAGUAUUUAAAAUGUAUUUAUACUUAAAUAAAAAACCAAGCAUCACUUCAAACUUCCUACACUACUUAUUUGUUAAACUAUACCUUAGCUCAAAGUUAUGCUAUGUAGUUAUUAGAAUCUUCAGUCCAGUUUGUGGUGGUAUUUUUUCUGUAAUUAACUGAAAGAAUAAUUAGGUCAUAUUCUAGUGUGUUCUGGAAUAUUUAAGAAUGAUCUUAACUAAUUUCUAAGAUGAUUUGCUCUGAGAUUAUUCUCCUUGUAGCACAGUCUUAGUUUACUUAUUUGUACAUAUGUUUGAAAUCAGCUACUGUAGGAAAUGAACAAUCAAUUAAAAAAAUUUGCUUUACUUUUAUCUGCCAAUGGACUUAUUUGAAAUAUUCACUUUAGUUAGGUGAUUUUUUUAAAAUUAGUUUUUAUGCAAGCGUGAAAGUAGCAAUUAUUUGAUUUUAAAUAGUCAAGUUUUUUAGAUUAUUGGUAAAGCUAUUUGAAAACAAAUUUAUGGGUUAUAAAGUGUAGUCAGAACUCAGUACAUAUGGUGUAGUUACCACCCAGUUUAAUAUAUAGCAAAAAUACAUAUGUGCUUGAUAUUUCUGAACUGUUGUUAAUUUUUCUGCUGUAUUCCAACUGACUAAAACAAUGUUAGAAAUGCAUCUUUAUAAAUGGGUGCUAAUUGAAAAUGGAAAUAAUUUAGUAAUGGACUAUAUAGAAUGUUAAUAAUGAAGCCAUAUGUUUAUGUCUGGAUUCAAAAUUUUUAAACAAUCAUUUAAUAAGUCAUGUUGCUUUACCUUGAUGAAUAUAAGCUGUUGUUUCAGUUAUAAAAAUCAGCAAGAUCUAAUUUAUGGCAAGAGAUAUUCCGUUGAAAUAUUGCGCUGUAAUAUGGGGAAAUGUAAAUCUUUUUCACGGUUUCUAUCAAUGUGAAAUAAAAUUUAAUUCUGAGUUU
Messenger RNA from Rhinolophus ferrumequinum (greater horseshoe bat), 2600 nucleotides. It is a transcript of the gene LYPLA1, whose product is annotated as lysophospholipase 1. Gene Ontology annotation, molecular function: palmitoyl-(protein) hydrolase activity; carboxylic ester hydrolase activity. NCBI's taxonomy places the organism in Eukaryota, Metazoa, Chordata, Mammalia, Chiroptera, Rhinolophidae. Bases 199 to 891 code for a protein of 230 amino acids. Gene Ontology annotation, cellular component: cytoplasm. The transcript is spliced from 9 exons. Gene Ontology annotation, biological process: protein depalmitoylation. The record is from RefSeq and is a predicted model, not a curated record.